UGUAACACGAGAAUAUUCCAUUUUUAUCUGUGUUUUUAUAAUUUUUUAUUUUACAGACGCUAGAUUUUAACAAUCUAAGGAACGAAAGAAUUGAAAUUUCUAAUUACUUUUCUAUGAAAUUAUGUAAGUGUUACGAAAUAAUGGAAAAUUUUUUGGCAAGAAUUGAAGCCCGAAAAGAAUGUAGAAGAAAAAGAAACAUUAUAAACGCAUAUACAGAAAUAUGUUUGAAAUGCGUUUUAUCUUCAUUUACGUCUAUAGCAAAAGUUUACGGAUAUACUUUUUUCGUUCCUUGUUUCUGCCACAACAGUAAUGAUGUUAACGUUCACUCAAUUGUAACAACAUUUUAUUCAUUCUUCAUCGAAUGUUUCUACUGGAUACAUUUUCUUAUGGUGUUUUCCAUGAUAAUACCGGUUUUGUCAGAGAUGAUUCCAUGUAAACUGUGGCACUUACUAGUCGAGGUCGACGUCAUAUUCGUCAAAAUGCUUAUUGUUAAUUUAGCUUUAACUUACGCACUCACUUUUAGUAUUAUAAAGAGAGUAAAAUUAACCACAAAUAUUAAAUUGAUGAAGUCAGAAUAUUUCGGUCGAAAAAAAUUGCACAACGUGAUUAAUUACACUAGAAUUUUCGUUAUUUUUCUACUUGUGACUUUUACUAUCUGCGGUAUAGCAUUGAACAUUUUUUAUCUUUAUCCUGCUAUAGAAAAAGAAAAGACUUACGAGCACGAAGCACUUUUUUGCAGCGUAGAAAUUGGUAUUUACCUUAAUUUAAUUGCAGAAGCUAUCGGAAGAUCUGCAACUACUAAAAAUGUAUCAUCCGAAUUUGGAAACGGAAUUAGAACGGAAACCAGUUUACUUAAUUAUAUUUUGACUUUUUCGAAAAUGGAAUUUGCAUUAACACUUUACGUGUGCAUAACUUAUGCUGCAAUAUUAUUUACAUGUGUUUUAGUAGGAUUUUUAGCAUCCGCUUUCACAUCUACUAUGCAAACAUCGUUUCAAGACAUUCGAAGAUUCGCUCAAUGCGAUCUGAAAUUGGAACAGAAAUUAAAAAUUGUGAAUUUUAUGAAAAGAUUUGGAAAGGCGUCUUUAUGUUUAUCUAUCAACGGUUUCUUCGACGUUACCAAGAAGUUUCCUAUUAAGAUGUGUAGCGCUCUGCAUUCCGUGUAUUCGGGUCUCUUAAAUUUGAGGACCGUUUCCAAGAAGAAAAACUGCUCUUACUGAGAUUUGAACUCAAGAAGCUAUCCUUUUGAAUAUAAUUUCCUCUUAUAACAUUUUAAUUAAUUCAUUUAUAUGUGAUAAAUUAGAUAAACUAUUAUCGUUUCUUGUCUCAUUAUUGUCUAUUGUUAUAAUUUACAUUGUUAAAAUUAGAAUGAA
Molecule: messenger RNA, 1370 nt
Organism: Centruroides sculpturatus (bark scorpion)
Lineage: Eukaryota; Metazoa; Arthropoda; Arachnida; Scorpiones; Buthidae
Exons: 6
Coding region: 114-1217 (367 amino acids)
Source: RefSeq, a predicted model, not a curated record